Cyprinodon variegatus (sheepshead minnow) is the source of this 2760-nucleotide messenger RNA. It is a transcript of the gene ccdc178, whose product is annotated as coiled-coil domain containing 178. NCBI's taxonomy places the organism in Eukaryota, Metazoa, Chordata, Actinopteri, Cyprinodontiformes, Cyprinodontidae. The transcript has 20 exons. The record is from RefSeq and is a predicted model, not a curated record.
AUGUCAGAUGUUGAACCUCUCACAUUACCUUCCAGCGAAGGACUAUCAAGUCAACAAGAUCAAGCAGACCUUCAACCAGUCUGCUCUGGUAGACGUCGGACCUGUGCUUUGCUCAACAGUCCCUCACCAUGUGUCAACAGUGCUAUCGGCCAUAUCCAAAAAAUGAGGAGUCUAACAGAAAACUGGUUUCACAAGCACAGGAAAUAUCAACCAGAGAUUUAUCCAAGUAAACCCAUUUACAGUAAACCUCUAAGAGCUCAGUUGAGAGACUCACAUUCUGACUCCUCAGAAUUGUAUGUUGAAGGCAUAGCGAUUAGUGCAAGAGAAAGGGAUCAAAGAUGCCCUCUCCAGAAGAAAAUAAAUGAUGUCCUGUCUGAAGUUGUGCAUCUUGUGGAGCGUUUGGAAGCUGAUCGACAGUAUGCAGAGGAAGCCCUGCAGAAAGAGAAGAGAAUAGGAAAAACCUUAGAGAGCCAAGUGGACAGUAUUUCACAGUGGAAGCUAAUCGAGCACCCCUUGGUUGUUCAGAAAGAGCACGAGGCUUGCAGCCGAGACAUCACAGAGCUGAAGUGGCAGCUUGAACUGGAAAAACAGAAAGUUGAACAAGUCCAGGAGAAACUGUUGCAGGCUGAGGUUCUGAACCGGAAAAUAGAGGAAGAGAUCCAGUUUGUCCAAAACCAAAUUCUUAUUGUGAAUGAAAACCUGGACUGCCAGAAAGACAUUUUACAUCAGAUUGAUACCGCCAAAGCUAAGGCUGAUGAGGUUUACUCAGAAACAAGCAGCCAUCUCUCUCAGGCUCAGAUGGAGUUAAGGGAGAUGAAAACUGAAGCCAAGAAGGAAAUUACAUUAUUAGACCAUAGAAAGAUGGAAAUGGAAAGUCAGCUAGCAGAAAAAAUGGAGAAUUUAAAACAGUUGAAGAUGGUUGAGAAAAGUCUACUUGCAGAGAUGAAGGAAACAGAGGAAACUAUCACUGUUACCGAAAACCAGUGCAAACAAGUAGUUCAGCAAAUCCCUAAAAUUGUUGAGUUUGAAAAACUUGAAGAAGAGAAGAUUUUGCAACUCAGUCUCAAAAUUGAGAAUGAAAUCCAAAAAAAUCAAAAGCUUAAAGAAAAACUAACUUCAAAGCAAGACGAGAUAAACAGAAAGAAACCCAUGUGGGAAGCAGAAGUUUCCAUCACAGAGGAACAGCUUCAGUCAAAACACAAAGCCUUUACGGAUCUAUGUAAAGAAAAGCAGGAAUAUGAACAGAAGGUGGAAGACUACAAGAUGAGAAUCUGUAAUAGCGAGAAAGCAGUGAAGCAGAUGCAUGAGGAGAGGAAGCAGAUGCUCCAGAAAAUCACUGAGAAUGACGAACAGUGGGAAAAGGCCAAGAAGGAGGUGACCCAGGUUGUCGCCCAGCAUAGUGUCAUAAAGGCUAAGCUGGAAGAGCAGGAGCAGUUCACCUUCAUGGAAGAACAGAAGGCUAGGGAAAUGAUUGACAAUAUGAAUAAGGACCUGACAACCAACUUGGCUACUCUAGAAGAACUAAAGGCUCUUAGGACAAAUGUGAAUAAUGAACUAAAGAAACAACAAGGAAGUUCAGAGCUAACUAACCAACAGCUGCAGAAAGAAUUUGAUGAAUCAUCCUCUGCAACACAAACUCUGGAGACUAAAAUUAAGGGAAUGAAGGAACUUGCUGAAAAUUUUGAAAAGCUGCAGUGUGAACACAAGAAGACAUUAGUUAACCUACAGAAGGACAAUGAGUUAAAACGGGACCAGCUUAAAGCUGCUGAAGAUUUGCUCAGUGUCACCUUACAGAAAAUUGACAAUACUCUUGCACGGACAACUCUCCUUGGAAAUGAAAGUGAAAAAUACCAGGAGGCAUCUAAGGAAAUCAAAAGUAUUGUUAAAACGCUUCCAGAAGUCAUAGCAGAGCUUGAAAAAGAUUUCGAAAUGAUGAAGUUCAAAAACAAAUCCGCUUCUCUCUUCAUGAGCACCUUGCAGUCUGAUAUUAAUAACAGGAAGCAAGAAACACAACAAUUCAUGACGACACGCUCGACUCAUCUUAAAGCAAGAAAAGAGCUAAUGGAAGACACUAAGGAAACCCUGAAUGCUGCACUUGAAGAAAACAAACAACUAGCAAGCAGCUAUGAAGAUCUCAAGAAGAGGCUCUUAGCAGCCAAACAGGGUUCAGUAUCUGCACUGGGUGUGAAAAACACUGCACAUGAAACGCUCAGCUAUUACAAAAAGCUCUCUUUGUUGCAGAAGAGGAUGCACAAGGUUUUGGUAAAAUACUUAGAACAACGCAGCCUCGACAGCCAGGCUGAACUGGACCGAUGCCAGGCUCUCUCCCAACAAACCACCCAGAAAAUAAAAACUGCCCAGGAAAAGUUGUCAGAAAGAAUUUCCCUCCUCUCAGCUUUACUAGAGUCCAUAUGAGAUGACUUAACGGCCAGUGUAACACUGGAAAGAACAGUCCUGCUACAGCAGCUUCGGCGUCCCUUGGUGACCGCGCCACUGAGCCCGUGCUCGCUCCAUCGCACCCCACUCCACGCCUGCUGCCACCCUGAAGGUAGAUGCAUCACGCUGGGGAGGCUGUGCAACAGCAGCCCCCUCUUCUCCCUCAAGCCCCCAAAACCUUCUCUACAGCCCUCUCUGCAACUCCGGGUGUCCUCUGCAGCCCCUGGUCCCAAAAGUGGAGGUUCUCCCUCAGGUGACUCCUCCACACCACCUCCAUGUGUCCUCCCACCUGAACUGCACAACUGGUAUUCUUUUGUCAUCUGA